CCUCUCUGCCCACCAGCCUCAGAGCCGGCUCUGGUUGUGCCGAGAUGGGGCUGCCCAGGCCAGGGCUGUGGCUGAAGAGGCUCUGGGUCCUCUUGCAGGUAGCCGUGCAGGUGGCCGUGGGCAAAGUGUUCCUGAUACUGUUUCCCGAGAGAGUCAAGCAAUACAUCUUGGCCAUGAACGAGAAGAACCCCCACUUUUCCUAUGACAACUGGGCCCCGACCUUCUACAGCAUGCAGUAUUUCUGGUUUGUCCUGAAGGUCCGAUGGCAGCGACUAGAGGACAGGACUGAGCCCGGGGGCCUGGCCCCCAACUGCCCUGUGGUCCAGCUCUCAGGACAGAGGUGCCACAUUUGGGACUUCAUGCAAGGCAACAGGCCACUGGUGCUGAAUUUUGGAAGUUGUACCUGACCUUCAUUUCUUUUCAAAUUUGACCAAUUCAAGAGACUUACUGAAGACUUUUGCUCCACAGCAGACUUCCUCAUCAUUUACAUCGAAGAAGCACACGCAUCAGAUGGCUGGGCUUUUAAGAACAACGUGAACAUCAGGACUCACAGGAAUCUCCAGGACCGCCUGCAGGCCGCCCGCUUGCUGCUGGACAGGAGCCCCCAGUGCCCUGUGGUGGUGGACACGAUGGAGAACCAAAGCAGCCAGUGCUAUGCGGCACUGCCUGAGAGGCUCUAUGUGCUCCAGGAGGGCAGGAUCCUCUACAAGGGUAAAUCUGGCCCUUGGAACUACCAUCCAGAGGAAGUUCGUGCUGUUCUGGAAAAGCUCCACAGGUAGUCUGGAAAGAUUCCCCAGUUCUAGGUGAUCAACAGGAGGGCUCCUCCAGUCUUGGCUCUCCUCCCAGCCCAGGUUGGCGGUUACCUCUGGACUCCUGUCCCCUACUGAACCACUAGCUCAGAUUGGUCUGCUCUAACCAAACAAUUGUAAUCAGAAAAAAAAGCAGCAAGUAAGGUGAAUGUUAAAGACCAUACAACUCGACGCUGCCCCCACUAGUGGAGACCACAUUCAUCUCAUGACAUCCCCACGUGAGAGAGGCCCCACUCCGGGGCCUCCUGCUGAGGUGUGGUAUCUCUCUCCAGCCACUCUGAUACCAAGUGUUCAGAUAUGGCGGUCCUUAUGGUAGGCAAAUUCAUGUUCCCCAAUUUGCCAUUUAUGGACUUGAUCUAAGACACUAAACUGGCUUUUAGACCCAAGCGUGGGGAGAAUGCCGGUUGUUUAGAGAGCGGAGAUGAGGAAUAGAAAGCUGUCGUUCAUUUAUGCAGAAGCUCGCCUUUGAAAUUGUUUCUCUGAUUUCUUUGCAAGUCUCCUAAUGGUCAUUUGUGUUAGAUUACAUCAGACUAAUGGAUAACCAUUGGUAUUCAUCUGUUUUAACUCUGCUUCUUUUCAUAUUUGUCUAUGACAGCCACAGCCUAAAGCACACACAGCUGUGACUUGAUUUGAAAGAAAAUGUUUUAAGAUGCAGCAAGCUAAUACAGAAUGAUUAAACUAUC
Messenger RNA from Neomonachus schauinslandi (Hawaiian monk seal), 1492 nucleotides. It is a transcript of the gene DIO1, whose product is annotated as iodothyronine deiodinase 1. NCBI's taxonomy places the organism in Eukaryota, Metazoa, Chordata, Mammalia, Carnivora, Phocidae. The record is from RefSeq and is a predicted model, not a curated record. Gene Ontology annotation, molecular function: thyroxine 5'-deiodinase activity. The transcript has 4 exons.